AUGAAGGUCCGCCCUACCGUCUCUUCCUCCCGCCGCAAGGCGCGCAAGGCGCACUUCUCCGCUCCCUCGAGCGUGCGCCGCGUCAUCAUGAGCGCUCCGCUCAGCAAGGAGCUCCGUGAGAAGUACAACGUCCGGAGCAUCCCCAUCCGCAAGGGCGACGAGGUCCAGAUCGUUCGCGGCGCCCACAAGGACAAGGAGGGCAAGGUCACCUCGGUGUACCGCCUCAAGUACGUCAUCCAUGUCGAGCGCGUCACCCGCGAGAAGGCCACCGGUCAGACUGUGCCCAUCGGCAUCCACCCCAGCAACGUGGUCAUUACCAAGCUGCACCUCGACAAGGACCGCGAGAACAUCCUUGCCCGCAUCAAGGCCGGCCGCGAGCAGGUCGCCAAGGCCAAGGGCAAGAAGACUGCUGCUUGA
Messenger RNA from Thermochaetoides thermophila DSM 1495, 417 nucleotides. Its product is annotated as 60S ribosomal protein uL24. The record is from RefSeq and is a predicted model, not a curated record. The coding region runs from base 1 to 417 and encodes 138 amino acids. Gene Ontology annotation, molecular function: structural constituent of ribosome; RNA binding. The transcript has 3 exons. Lineage: Eukaryota; Fungi; Ascomycota; Sordariomycetes; Sordariales; Chaetomiaceae. Gene Ontology annotation, biological process: ribosomal large subunit biogenesis; cytoplasmic translation. Gene Ontology annotation, cellular component: cytosolic large ribosomal subunit.